Molecule: messenger RNA, 3487 nt
Organism: Hippocampus zosterae (dwarf seahorse)
Lineage: Eukaryota; Metazoa; Chordata; Actinopteri; Syngnathiformes; Syngnathidae
Product: metabotropic glutamate receptor 8-like
Exons: 12
Coding region: 229-3234 (1001 amino acids)
Biological process (GO): G protein-coupled glutamate receptor signaling pathway; regulation of synaptic transmission, glutamatergic
Cellular component (GO): membrane
Molecular function (GO): group III metabotropic glutamate receptor activity
Source: RefSeq, a predicted model, not a curated record
GGGUGACGAGGGCCUGGUGAUCGACGAGGACGAGUUUUUCGACAGCCGGUACGACUUUGAUUUCAGCGACCUGAAGGACACGCGCACCUACUACCGAGGAGGCGAAGUCUACCGCAGGCCGUGUGGAUGGCUGCGCUUUGCUCUCAAGGUCUGGGAUAAAUACCCGGACGGGAACGUGUGGCUGGGCGAGCGCGGCCACGGGACCACCACCUACUCCAAAGCCGGAGAAUGGCCCGUGUCCUACCAUGGCACCUCCAAGAACGGAGCCAGGGCCAUCAUCGUCGCCAAUUACCAGGAAGAAGGUCCCGCCUCCAAAAUGUCCAUCAACCGAAGUGGGGCAUCUGGGGGUUCCCGUUUUUAGGCGCGAGAAGCCCCGCCCACCCCCGCCCUGCCCUCUUCUCCACUUUUGGAUCUUCGGAGGAAGUGGGCUGGGGUUUGGGUCUCCCCCAUGGUCCCUUGGGCCGGCCGCUCGCCGCCGAAUCGAGUGAGCGCGCCAAGAUGGCGGUCGGCGGGUGCUACUUCCUGCCUUUCCUGAUGCUAAAGAGCUGCUGGCUGCAGGGGUCCGCCGGCCCGUCCCCCGACGCGGACCCGCAGCAGGAGUACGCCCACUCCAUCCGCCUGGACGGGGACAUCAUCCUGGGCGGCCUGUUCCCGGUGCACGCCCGGGGCGAGCGGGGACUGCCUUGCGGCGAGCUGAAGAAGGAGAAGGGCAUCCAGCGUCUGGAGGCCAUGUUGUUCGCCAUCGACCUGGUUAACAAAGACCCCCGGCUGCUCCCCAACGUCACGCUGGGGGCGCGGGUCCUGGACACUUGCUCGCGAGACACCCACGCCCUGGAGCAGUCGCUCACCUUCGUGCAGGCGCUCAUCGAAAAGGACGCGGGCGACGUGCGCUGCGCCGACGGACAGACGGCCGUCUUCGCCAAGACCGACAAGGUGGCGGGCGUCAUCGGGGCGGCGGCCAGUUCCGUCUCGGUCAUGGUGGCCAACAUCCUUCGGCUCUUCAAGAUCCCUCAGAUCAGCUACGCCUCCACGGCCCCGGAGCUGAGUGACAACACUCGCUACGACUUCUUCUCCCGCGUGGUUCCUCCGGACUCGUACCAGGCUCAGGCGAUGCUGGACAUCGUCACGGCGAUGGGCUGGAACUACGUCUCCACGCUGGCCUCCGAAGGGAACUACGGAGAGAGCGGCGUCGAGACCUUCAUGCAGAUCUCCAGAGAGUCGGGUGGCGUGUGCAUCGCCCAGUCCCUGAAGAUCCCCCGCGAGCCCAAAGAGGGCGCCUUUGACCAGCUGCUCCUGCGCCUGCUGGAAACGCCCAAAGCCCGCGCCGUCGUCACCUUCGCCAACGAGGACGACAUCCGGCGGCUCCUGGACGCGGCCCAGCGCAACAACCUGACGGGUCACUUCCUGUGGGUGGGCUCCGACAGCUGGGGCGCCAAAAUCUCCCCCGUGCUGCAUCAGGAGCCGGCGGCCCAGGGGGCCGUCACCAUCCUGCCCAAGAGGGCGUCGGUCCACGCGUUCGAUCGCUACUUCAAGAGUCGCUCGCUAGCCAACAACCGCCGCAACGUUUGGUUUGCCGAAUUCUGGGAGGAGAACUUCGGAUGCAAGCUGGGGACGCACGGCAAGAAAACGGGAGCGGCCAGAAAGUGUACAGGCCUGGAGAAGGUGGGCCGCGACUCUGCGUACGAGCAGGAGGGCAAAGUGCAGUUUGUGAUGGAUGCCGUGUACGCCAUGGCGCACGCCCUGGACCGCCUCCACCGCCGGCUUUGCGGCGGCUACGCCGGCGUGUGCCCGCGUAUGGCCGACGUCGACGGCGGGGAGCUGCUGGCGCACGUCCGUGCCGUCAACUUCAAUGGAAGCGCCGGGACGCCGGUGACUUUUAACGAGAACGGCGACGCCCCCGGCCGCUACGAUAUUUUCCAGUACCAGAUUGACGAGCGCUCCGGCCCCGAGUACAAGGUCAUCGGGGAGUGGACCAAUCAGCUCAGCCUCAACAUGUCGGCGCUGAAGUUCACCUCUCGGGAGAGCCCGGGCGCCCCUCCGCCCGCCUCGCGGUGCAGCGCGCCGUGCGGACCGGGCGAGCGCAAGAAGGUGGCGAAGGGCGCGCCGUGCUGCUGGCGCUGCGAGCGCUGCGAGGGCUACCGCUUCCUGGCCGGCCGGGACUCCUGCCAGCCGUGUCCGUACGGACAGAGGCCCGACCGCAACGGCAGCGGCUGCCGACCCAUCCCGCUGGUCCGGCUGGAGUGGCGCUCGCCCUGGGCGCUGGUGCCCGUCCUCAUCGCCCUGAUGGGAAUCUGCGCCACCGCCUCGGUGGCGGCCACCUUCGUCCGCCACAACGACACGCCCAUCGUGCGGGCGUCCGGGCGGGAGAUGAGCUACGUGCUUCUGACGGGCAUCUUCCUCUGCUACGCCGCCACCUUCCCGAUGGUGGCGCCGCCCGGCGUCGCCGUCUGCUCCCUGCGCCGGGUCUUCCUGGGUCUCGGCAUGUGCUUGAGCUACGCGGCUCUGCUGACCAAAACCAACCGCAUCCACCGCAUCUUCGCCCGGGGGAAGACGUCGGCGGCGGCGCCCCGCCUCAUCUCGCCCGCCUCGCAGUUGCUGGUCACCGCCUCGCUGGUGGGCGUGCAGCUGCUGGGCUUGUCGGCGUGGUUUGCCGCCCGGCCGCCCCGCGCCCUGGUGGACUACGGCGAGCGGCGCACGCCCGACCCCCGCCUGGCGCGGGGGGUGCUCAAGUGCGACGUGUCGGACCUGGAGCUCAUCUGCUCGCUGGCUUACAGCAUGGCGCUGAUGGUCACGUGCACCGUCUACGCCGUCAAGACGCGAGGCGUGCCCGAGACCUUCAACGAGGCCAAGCCCAUCGGCUUCACCAUGUACACCACCUGCAUCAUCUGGCUCGCCUUCAUCCCCAUCUUCUUCGGCGCGGCGCGCUCGGCCGAGCGGACGUACAUCCAGACGGCCACGCUGACCGUGUCGCUCAGCCUGAGCGCCUCGGUGUCGCUGGGGAUGCUCUACGUGCCCAAGGUCUAUGUCAUCAUCUUCCACCCGGAGCGCAACGUCGUCAAGCGCAAACCCAGCUUCAAGGCCGUCGUCACCGCCGCCGCCGCCACCGGCAAACUCUCGCAGUUGGCGGCCGGGCGGCCCAACGGCCAAGCGAAGACUGAGCUGUGCGCGGCUGUGGAGGCCGUCGUUCUACCGACAAACACCGUCUAUGUCAGCUACGCCAACCACGACAUCUGAACCCAAGCCAAAUGGGUCUUGAGGGACCGCCUCCAUAGUCCAGUUCGGUUCAGUCCAGAAACGCUGCAAGUAACUGACUGGAAUUGACGUUUACCGUGAGGGACUUUUGUUUAGUUUUGUCUCUGUUGAGAAGAGUCUGUCAAGGUUUUUUGAACUUGUGCCAAUGCAAAUGGAGUGAUGCAUGCAGUUUUUGUUGUUGUUAUUUUCUUACCAAAUGAUUUCUAUUUGUGAUUAAAAGCAAAAAGUCAUUCCA